CACAAAAUCCAACGAACGACCCAGCCUCUCCACACUUUACUUCGAGCGUUGGUUUAGUCGAGAGCUCUUAGGCCAGCAGAGUUGUGAAAUGUUGCGGUAGCUGAGCCGAGCCCACAAAUCCGUCGAGAUGGGUUCAAACGCCCAACAAUUUUGCCUGAAAUGGAACAACCACCAGGCCAACAUGCUGUCGGUCUUCGACCGACUGCUGUCCAACAAGAGCCUGGUGGACGUAACGAUAGGCUGCGAAGGGCGGCAGGUGAAAGCACACAAAGUAGUGCUAUCAGCCUGUAGUCCGUUCUUCGAGAAUUUGUUCACCGAAAACCCUUGCAAACACCCAAUUGUGAUAUUGAAAGAUAUUCGAUACGCCGAUCUCAAAGCUUUAGUCGAAUUCAUGUAUAAGGGUGAGGUGAACGUGGUACAGGAGCAGCUUCCGACGCUGCUCAAGACGGCCGAGGCGUUGAAGAUCAAGGGCCUCGCAGAAGUCACCGGCGAGGGCAAGUCCGAGGACAAACCGCACGCGUCGGUGACGCCACGCCCCGAAUCGCCGGGAUCGCGGCGUAAACGGCAGCGGGUACGACGCAAGAGUACAGAUUCGGCCGGAGGCCAUAGCGACUCCGAAGAGUCUGUUCCGAAGGCCAGCCGUACGGAGCACGACGACUCGUCGAUGGACGGAGCCACCUCCCUCGACGACGGAUCUCAGGCGUCCCUGCAACACUCGCAGACGCCGUCACAGGCUUCUGGCCAAGCGAGAGGAGAGAAGGAAACUUCCAAUGUACAAAGCAAUGCCGCAACUGUAAAUAAUUCAUCUUCAUCCGCCCCGGCUAACAAUGGAAACUCGACCACAAACGGACCUAAUUCUUCUUCGAAGGACGCUGACUUUGAACCCACCCGCCUAUUAGAGGCUUCCAUGACGACCGAUCAUGGGACCGACAACUCGACGGACAUGAACAAUUCGACUGGACCGGACAACCCCCUCAUACCUGACGGACUGGACAUCAAACCGAUCAUCACCCUGGAAGAAGGCGCGACACCAACGGGUGCAAUAGUACCCGCUUCUGCCGCUACCUCGCUGCCAACCGGAACGGACGCUAUCUCUUCACUCUUCCCCCAGGGCACGGGUGCCACAGCCUUGCCUGGUACCUCGUAUCAGGCCAGUCCCCAAAGUCAUGUCGCUUCCGGCAGCGGAAUUCUGAUCCCCACGAGUGAAGCUGCUCCCGUUGUUGACACGGGCAUGGCGGGUGUUUCCAUUCUUGCUCAGCGGCUUCAGGCGCGAACACCUCCUCCAGACGACGCAGCAUCGGGUCCACCUUUACUCUCGUCGGGUAGCGCAGCGUCUGCACUGGCAGGACCGUCAGCGUCUGCUGCUGCUGCUGCGGCGGCGGCAGCUGCUGCUGCUGCCGCCGCCGCCGCUGUCGGUCUUCCAGCAGCAUUAGCUACUGCGCUCGGGGAUAACCUGCCUCCCCUUCCUGCGUUACCGCCGCUUGCGACACUUGGACCUCCACACGGGGGCCCAGUGGUGCCUGGCGGACUGGGGGCUUGUACAGCAGACGCUCGUUGCGUGGGAUGCGGGUUCGAAGCCAGCGACGACAACGCGUUACUUGUGCACUCGUACCAGUGUGGGGUGUUACGACGAACGGUGCGCGGGGGAUGGAGCCAGCAGUCGGAGAUGCGGGCGCUUGGCACUCACAAAUGUCGCUUUUGUGAUUAUCGCGACUAUGCCGAGUACAAUGUGAAGAAACAUGAGCAAAGGAGCCAUUUUGGCCUCCGCUGAUAGUAGUAAUAGUUG
Varroa destructor (honeybee mite) is the source of this 1786-nucleotide messenger RNA. RefSeq lists its product as uncharacterized. The record is from RefSeq and is a predicted model, not a curated record. Lineage: Eukaryota; Metazoa; Arthropoda; Arachnida; Mesostigmata; Varroidae. Gene Ontology annotation, molecular function: protein binding. Gene Ontology annotation, cellular component: nucleus. Gene Ontology annotation, biological process: regulation of transcription by RNA polymerase II.